Messenger RNA from Coturnix japonica (Japanese quail), 1565 nucleotides. RefSeq names its product AIF family member 2, ferroptosis suppressor (gene AIFM2). Gene Ontology annotation, biological process: apoptotic mitochondrial changes; positive regulation of apoptotic process. Gene Ontology annotation, molecular function: electron-transferring-flavoprotein dehydrogenase activity; flavin adenine dinucleotide binding. The record is from RefSeq and is a predicted model, not a curated record. Gene Ontology annotation, cellular component: mitochondrion; cytoplasm. NCBI's taxonomy places the organism in Eukaryota, Metazoa, Chordata, Aves, Galliformes, Phasianidae.
GCAGCGCUGAGUCACGGGGCGGGCAGAGGCAGCGCUGCUCCCCUCGCUCGUUCCCAAAGCUCAGCGCCCAACGGCCUCUGCCGCCCGGAGCUCCACGCAAACACUUGUGCUUCUCCUCCUGGCCGAGCCCCGCCGGCCGCCAUGGGCUCCAGGCUGUCCGUGGACGACUCCGUGCGCGUCGUCAUCGUCGGCGGCGGCUUUGGUGGCAUCGCGGCCGCCAGCCAGCUCAAGUCCUGGGCCGUCCCUUUCGUGCUGGUGGACAUGAGAGAUGCUUUCCACCACAACGUCGCUGCCCUCCGAGCUUCCGUGGAGAGCGGAUUUGCCAGGAAGACUUUCAUCUCCUACUCCACCACCUUUGGCGACAGCUUCCGACAAGGCAAAGUGGUGGGCAUAGACCCUGAGAGGCAGCAGGUCCUGCUCAGCGAUGGCGAGGAACUUCACUACUCCCACCUCAUUCUUGCAACUGGCAGCGAUGGACCAUUCCCUGGGAAGUUCAACAAAGUCAUUGACAUGGAAAGCGCCAUCCAGACCUAUGAAGACAUGGUUAAGGAGAUUGAGAAAUCUGAGCGCAUCGUGGUAGUGGGAGGUGGUGCUGCUGGAGUCGAGAUGGCUGCAGAGAUCAAAACAGAAUACCCAGCCAAAGAGGUCACCCUCAUUCACUCAAAAAUUGCACUAGCUGAUGUAGAACUGCUAGAAAGCGUCCGUCAGGAGGUGAAAGAGAUUCUGCUCAGGAAAGGAGUGCGCCUCCUGUUAAGUGAGAAGGUCAGCAACAUGGAAAACUUCACAACGAACCAGUUCCAGAAGGACAUGGUAGUAAGGACAGAAAAGGGCACAGAGGUUGUUGCUGAUAUGGUGGUCCUGUGCACAGGGAUAAAGAUUAACUCCUCAGCAUACGCCACUGCAUUUGGAGACAAACUGGCGAGUAAUGGAGCUUUGAACGUUAACAAGCACCUCCAGCUGGAAGGCUACGACAACAUCUAUGCCAUUGGGGACUGUGCAAACCUGAAGGAACCAAAGAUGGCGUACCACGCUGGGCUGCACGCCAACGUUGUGGUGUCAAACAUCAUCAACAGCUUGACACACAAGCCGCUUAAAACCUACCAACCAGGCUCACUAACAUUCCUGCUUUCAAUGGGUAAGAACGAUGGUGUAGGCCAGGUGAACGGAUACUAUGUGGGACGCCUCCUAGUGACCAUUGCUAAAAGUCGGGACCUGUUUGUUUCCAAGAGCUGGAAGACGAUGGGACAGACAAUGCCCUCUUAAUAGGGGAUUGGAAAUAAACUAUCAAGGAACUCAACCACCGGAAGAAGGUGAAGGUGCACUUUUAUUGCUUAGAGUUGCUGUCUCCUGCAGCACUUCCUGAAGCUGCAUUAAAGGAGUGUUACUGUAAUGGGGCAAGAGGCACUUUCCAAGUUAAUCAGCACCAAAGUUCUCAUCUUAACAAAGGAAGGGCUGGGUUUUUUUUUUCAUCCUCUGUUGAGACAGCUCUGGGCAAGAAACCUGGUUUACCUUAAUUUGUAAGGAUUAACACUAUAGUUUUCAACAUGUUAGUGGCUUGUUUAUCA